This is a messenger RNA of Vollenhovia emeryi, 4249 nucleotides long. It is a transcript of the gene ine, whose product is annotated as sodium- and chloride-dependent GABA transporter ine. Gene Ontology annotation, cellular component: membrane. The transcript is spliced from 13 exons. The record is from RefSeq and is a predicted model, not a curated record. Bases 1269 to 3899 code for a protein of 876 amino acids. Gene Ontology annotation, biological process: sodium ion transmembrane transport. NCBI's taxonomy places the organism in Eukaryota, Metazoa, Arthropoda, Insecta, Hymenoptera, Formicidae.
GCCGAGUUGUACGCGAGUCAUACGAUUCGGACUCGGAGUCUCUCAACUAUGCACGCGUCGCGAAACACGCACCUACAACAGCGCUGACGUCGCGGUGUGGGUAUCGCACGGUGUGUGGCGUGUGCGUGACGUGACGUGACGUGACGUGACGUGCGUGCGUGCGUGCGUGCAUACGUCGGUGCGUGUACGUACGUACAUACGUGUGUGUACGUGUCACGAUCGCGGACGAUCGCGACGCACGGGCGUACACAUGAACCCGGAUCGCCGUGAAACGCGGGUUCACGGCGGUGUCGUCGCUUCGCGGUCCGGAAACGAUCGCUUCGCGGCGAUCGUGCGCCACGCGCUUUUCCGAGAAGGAGAAACUGGAAAGAACUGGAGGAAACUGCAAAACGGAGUGAACGCGGAACGUGCGCGCGCUAUGCCGCGCCGCGGACGAUAGUACACGUGACACCCCGGGGAGGCGGGCGCGCGUGCACGCGCGCAUACGUGCGUGCGUGCGUGUGUGUGUGUGCGCGCCGCGUAUCGUGCGCGCAGUGAAUGUAGCCUCGUUAUCACUCGAGCGAUACGCGGAUGACUUUUGCUCGGCUCGUCGAGACGCGCCCGAUCCCGAUUUCGAGGCACGCUGCGAUCUGACAGGUAACGCACUCCGCGUGACACGUGACGCGCGUGGAAGUGUCACCGUAUGACGCUUACCUGCGACAACGCGCUCCGAAAAGCGCGCGCUCUCCGAGUUUCGGGGCCCUCGUUCGCGGCGCGACGCGACGCGAUUCUUCCUCCUCAUUAGCGAAAGUGCAAAAUAGAGUUUUCGCGCUGCUUACGUAACAAUGCCGAGUCCUCGAAAGUAUUUACGCGAAUUGGAAUUCGUGCGAGAAUCCACGGCCGUGUGAAACACACGACGAUAAUUGGCGAAGAUACGUAUAAAUUGCAGUGCGAUUAUCAUUCCACACCGAUCGCUCAACGUAACGACUGUCCGUGCGGAAUAUGAACGUCGGAUGACAUUAAUAAACAUUGUCGCGAACGAGCGCGAGAAUUUUGUAACAAAUCAUAUUGGAUUGAUAGCCGCACGCACCUGCGAUGACACUAUCUCUAGCUAUCAGAACGUCGUAAAGAGUCGCGCAGCAUAGUCGGUCGUAUCUGCAAGGAGUAAGCGCGCAGUCACGUGGCCGUUUGCCGUCGUUACGUCAAAACGAAAGAAAGUUGUUUUAGCGGGUUUUGAGUUGUAAAGCAGAGACGAGAAGAGAUCGAAUUUUGACAGAGGUGGUCAUGCGAUGGACACCGAGAGCGGCAACAACGACAGCGGCAUCAGCGGCAGCAUCAGUGACGAGCCGCGUAACGGCAAUAAGCCCGUCCUGCCGAAGCACGGCGAUGCUACCCACAGUAAGUUCCACGGUAAACAGGCCGGCUGCGUGCGUAAAAUGAGCACGAUGUUCGAAGAGGAGGACGAUGUAUCCGACGACGCGGACCCGGACGUGAUCAGGAUCCGCCGUCAGCGCCAGAAACGCCCCGAGAUCGAGACCGAGUGGUCUUCGGAGGAGGAGAGAGGUCGUUUGCUGAACACCGUUGAACGCGAGGUCCUCGUUGUGCCAACCCACAAUGGCAGCAACGUCAGAGGAGCGGUCGAUCGCGACGACACUCCUGAGAGCGUUCGCCGGGAUAAAGGUCAUCGUCGGCGGCUGCAGCCACGGCUGAUGGUCGACCAGGCCGAGUCCGGGUCGAGUUCAGAUCGCGACAACGGACACAGCCCCGGCAGAUCGAGCGCCAGAGGCAUCGAUCCACUGCAUCGUUAUCGUUGUCUCAACGUGCGUUCGCCAAGGGCCCUCCACAUGGACGACAGCCACCAGCACUGUCCCUGCUGCCAUCAGCUGUCGCCCACCUGCGCCUCCGUCCUGUACGCGGAGGCCAACGGGAGUCAGGCCCGCUCGUUCCCCGAUACGAUCUCGAUCAAGUCCCUGGCGUCGAUCGGCCUGGGCUCUUCCGACGGCCGGAAGCUCACGAUACGUAGAGUUCCCACUUCGCCGUCGGAGCUGCUUAACAUGGUACAUCCGCCACCUUUCGAGGACGACGUUUCCACGUGCACCAGUUAUGGCGACAUGGACGCGGACGAUCCCGACGAUUAUCGGCAGCCCAGGAGGCCGCACUGGGCGAACAAGAUGGAAUUCGUGCUCGCCUGCAUAGGCUACUCCGUCGGUCUCGGCAACGUCUGGAGAUUUCCCUACUUAUGCUACAAAAGUGGCGGCGGUGUGUUCCUCGUGCCUUACUUUUUAAUACUCAUAGUAUGUGGAGUACCAUUGCUGUACAUGGAGCUCAGCAUCGGACAGUUCACUCGUCGCGGCCCAAUCGGCGCCCUGGGCCAAGUGUGUCCGUUAUUGAAAGGAGCUGGUUUAUCGUCAGUCGUAAUAUCAUUUUUAAUGUCUACCUACCAUAAUGUGAUAAUAGCCUACGCAAUUUACUAUUUCUUCGCGGCAUUCCGGCCGGAGCAACCGUGGUCACGUUGCGAUCACUCGUGGAACUCGCCGCGCUGUUGGCUGCCCAGUUAUGGAUCCAUCGAUAAUCGAACUCAACCGAACCUGACAAGAACGCCGUCCGAGGAAUUUUUCGACAACAAGGUCCUGCAAAUUAGCAGUGGCAUCGAAGAGCCGGGGAUUUUGAGAUGGGAGCUCGUGGCGUGCUUGAUAACCGCGUGGAUCUUAGUAUAUUUUUCCAUCUGGAAGUCCAUUAAGUCAUCGGCGCAAGUAAGGUACCUGACAGCAACGCUGCCUUUUCUCCUAAUCGUGGUCUUCCUCACGCGAUCCCUCACUCUGGAGGGCGCCUCGAAAGGUCUGCAAUUCUUUUUUCAUCCACGCUGGGAAUUGCUUGGCGAUGCAAAGGUAUGGAUCAACGCUGCGGCGCAAGUCUUCAAUUCCGUAGGGAUUGCCUUCGGCUCGAUGAUAUGCUUUGCGAGUUACAACCGAUUCCACAACACGAUCCUCGUAGACACCCUAGCCGUUUCGCUCAUAAACGCCUUCAGUAGUCUACUGGUUGGAAUAUUCUCGUUCGCCACGAUCGGCAAUAUAGCGCUGGAGCAAAACAUGUCCGUCGAAGAUGUCCUAACCGACGGACCUGGUCUAGUCUUCGUCGUCUAUCCGCAAGCGCUAGCCAAGAUGCCGGCUUCUCAACUCUGGGCUGUGCUAUUUUUCUUUAUGAUGGUCUGCCUUUCGUUGAACAGCCAAUUUGCCGUUGUUGAAGUGGUCGUUACGUCGAUCCAAGACGGUUUCCCGAAUUGGGUGAAGCGUCGUCUUCUCUGCCACGAAGUGUUGGUUCUCCUCAUAUGCGUCGUUUCGUUCUUAUGCGGACUGCCGAAUAUUACGCAGGGCGGUAUUUAUUUCUUCCAACUGAUAGACCAUUACGCCGCUUCGAUGUCCAUCAUGUUCCUGGCGUUCUUCGAAGUAAUUGCUAUCUCGUGGCUCUACGGCGUGCGGCGGCUGUGCAACAACGUCAAGGAGAUGACCGGACGCAUGCCUUCGGUGUACUUCCGGUUCUGCUGGUUCCUCGCCGCGCCUCUUCUCAUAAUGGCUGUCUGGGUGUUCAGCUUAAUUGAUUAUGAGCCGCCGACCUACCACAACGGCGAUUAUGCGUAUCCAUGGUGGGCUGAAGCGAUCGGAUGGGGCAUCGCGUCUCUCUCCCUAAUUUGCAUUCCCGCUUUUGCCGUUUACAUAUUCGCCAAAGCGGAUGGUGUCACGUUCGCCGAAAGACUCAAAAAUUCCAUCAAACCGCACUUCGAGGCGUGCAAAGUUUGCGGACAGGAAUACUGCGUGGAGCUCAUGCACAAUUUGCCAGAGGAUAUGCUCAAGGAGCCGCAAACAGACGUGAAUACUUCCAUACAAUUGAAUUCGCACUACCUGCUGAAGCCUCAGACGUGACAACGUGUCGACUCGCAGAGGCGAUCAGCUUUUCACUCACUUUGAGGAAUAAUUGUUCAACAAAAGUCGUUCGCAUACUUUUAUCGUCGGUCAUCGACAUCUGUCGCGGCGGACAACAUUCCAUUAUUUAUAGCCUUAUUAGGACAAUAACGGACGGUAAUCACUUGCGAAAGAGUCAUUUAGAUAAAGAAUAUAUCUUGCAAACUGUUAUUCUUGACGCCAUCGUGUGAUAAGCCAUAGACAAGCACUGAAUUGACGCAGGAACAUAUUUCUGUAUAUAUCGCAGUCGAUAUAAUGUUGUAUAACAUUGUUAAUCAUAAUUUAAUAAAUUAUUAUAUAUUGUCCAAGAA